This is a messenger RNA of Lichtheimia ornata, 609 nucleotides long. RefSeq lists its product as uncharacterized. Gene Ontology annotation, cellular component: nucleus. The record is from RefSeq and is a predicted model, not a curated record. Gene Ontology annotation, molecular function: RNA polymerase II cis-regulatory region sequence-specific DNA binding; DNA-binding transcription factor activity, RNA polymerase II-specific. Lineage: Eukaryota; Fungi; Mucoromycota; Mucoromycetes; Mucorales; Lichtheimiaceae. Gene Ontology annotation, biological process: regulation of transcription by RNA polymerase II. The transcript has 2 exons. Bases 1 to 609 code for a protein of 202 amino acids.
AUGAGCUUAGAUGAAGCAACUCUACCACACAAUGCAAAGUUUGAUAUCGCUGGUUCAGGAGGAUCAGCUUUUCGCCGAUUCUCAAAAGAAUCAAAAAUAUCAACGUCGCUUGACUCAUCAAUGAAACCAGCUCAUCGUCAUCAGCAUCAUCGCUCAUAUUCAGACUACACACAUCCAUUUGCCUCAUUGCCAACACCCGCCGGUCUGGUACGCCCCCAGCCACGCCGAGGUGCAGUUAUGCAACAUCGCCGUGCAGUUUCCACCAGUGCUGCCGAUCUUUUCAUGCAAACAUCACACCACAGUCAAAUCCCUUUGUCAUCAUCAUCAUCAUCAUCCACUACCCUUUCUACAGCUGAAGAAUCCGCUGAAAAAUACAAGUGCCUUUAUUGUCAAAAAGGAUUCUCUCGACCUUCAUCACUCCGUAUCCACGUCUAUUCUCACACUGGUGAAAAGCCAUUUGAUUGUCCAGAGCCAGGAUGUGGGAGGCGAUUUAAUGUCCAAAGUAACUUGAGACGACAUCUUCGAAUUCACCGAACAACACAAUCCCGUAAAAAGUUUGAUAGAACAGCCAUUGUUGCUAUUGCUCCUGCCCAUUCCCAUGUUACGUAG